CCUUGGUAAUGAGUACUGUGGCAGAAAAGCUGUGCUUGUAAACCAGCAAUGACACGAAAGCAGGCAACAGCUUCAUCUCAUGCUCGUUUCAAGCUGUUUCAGGUUUACUGGUUUUAUUCUCAGUAGGCUGGGGGUUGUGCUGUCUGACACAGUGGCGAUUCCCUCAGAUUCCUUCCUCAUUCUAGCCUGCCUUUAUGCUGAAAGGUUUUGAUUACACAGUUGUGAAUUCAUACUGCAUUGUGAGCAACAGGGUUACAUCGAUUUAGCUGGCUAGAUUGAUUCUUCACCACAUUUAUUGCUGGCCUAAUUAAUUCCUGACUUUUGCUUUUCCCCACCAGGUGGUGAGAAUCAUAUUUAGCAACUUGGUUGAACUGAAUCUCAAGGUAAUCUACUAAGCAAUUUUCUGUCUGUGGAUUUUAAAUGCUAACCCUCGGAGCUGCUAGAGAAAGGAGGCUGCAAUGGUUUUAAUUUGUCAGACGGAAAGACUGAAUGGAAUACCUGUGUAAAUAGCAUUCGGUUUCCUGCAGUGGAACUAUUACAGCUGGUAACACUGACUGUGUCAAGACAAGUGAUUCACAAUCAUAGUUACAAACUUCAAGGAAUUUAUGGUGAAAGGGUACCUGUAUGUAGCCUACAUUUGUCUGAUUCUGGGGAGGAGGUGUUCAGCAUGUGACUAAACUUUACAGAUCGACAGAAGCAUGCAAAUCUGCGUCUGUGGAUAUUGAAUUGUCCAUGUUUUAAGACAUAAGUGAGUGACACGCAUGAAAAGAACAAACCCAGCAAAAAACAGAAUUAAAUUACGUAAUAGCCCUGCUUUGAUGAGUGAAGCCAUCUUUGCAGUCUUGACAAUACUCUUGCUUUGACCCUGGCAGUGUCAUCAUGGAGUGGUACUGUGUGCUGGUUCAAUCAGUCAUGGUUUUACAUGAAUAUGCAGCUGCUGAUGAGACGACUUCAGGAUAUUCCACAGCAUCAAACAAUACAGACGGGACUCCACCUCAAGGUUCACAUGUGCUUGCACCAGUUCUGGUCAUGCUGGUACUUGUCAUUGUCUCCAUUUUUCUGGCCAUCUACUUUUUCAGGUUCAGAAACCAGGGGAAAGUGGUUGUCAACUCUAGUGACAAGAAGGUGCCAAAUGGAAUUUUAGAAGAGCAAGAACAGACGGUGAUGCUCCUUAACAGAUCGCCCACGGUUCCUAUGAAGUACCUGUCCAUUCCUGUAGAACAUCUUGAAGAAGAGAUAAGGACACGCUCUGCUGAUGAUGGCAAACUCUUCCGGGAUGAGUUCAACGCAUUACCUUCUGGAUUCCUACAAGGCACUUUUGAAGCAGCAAAUCAAGAAGAGAACAAAGAGAAGAAUCGAUAUCCAAACAUCUUGCCAUAUGACCAGACCAGGGUGGUUUUGACACCAGUAGAUGGAGUUCCAGGCUCAGACUACAUAAACGCUUCUUACAUUGAUGGAUACAAAGAAAAGAACAAAUUCAUUGCAGCACAAGGACCCAAACCGGAAACAGCUAAUGACUUCUGGAAGAUGAUAUGGGAACAGAAAUCUGCGACGAUUGUUAUGCUAACCAACCUGAAAGAAAGAAAUGAGGAGAAAUGUUUCCAGUAUUGGCCUGACCAGGGCUGUUGGACCUAUGGGAACAUUCGGGUCUCUGUGGAUGAUGUGACAGUUCUUGUGGACUACACUGUUCGGAAGUUUUGUAUACAGUCUCAGGUAGCUGAUAGCUGCAAAGCUCCAAGACUGGUAACUCAGUUCCAUUUUACAAGCUGGCCUGACUUUGGUGUGCCUUUCACUCCAAUUGGUAUGCUAAAAUUCCUUAAAAAGGUCAGAACUAUGAAUCCUUCCUUCGUUGGACCAAUCGUUGUUCACUGCAGUGCUGGUGUCGGUCGUACAGGGACAUUUAUCGUUAUCGAUGCCAUGAUAGAUAUGAUGGAUGCUGAGCGGCGAGUUGAUACCUUUGGGUUCGUUUCCAGAAUACGUAAUCAGCGUUCCCAGAUGGUUCAGACUGAUAUGCAGUACUCUUUCAUCUAUCAGGCCUUGCUGGAACACUAUCUCUAUGGUGAUACUGAACUUGAUGUAUGUUCCCUUGAGAAGCACCUACAAAAACUACACUGUUCAACAUCCUACAUGGACAGAAUAGGCUUAGAAGAGGAAUUCAGGAAACUAACAAAUGUUCGAAUAAUGAAGGAGAAUAUGAGAAGUGGUAACUUACCAGCAAACAUGAAGAAAGCCAGGGUCAUUCAGAUCAUUCCAUAUGAUUUUAAUAGAGUAAUUCUACCUAUGAAGAGGGGUCAAGAGCACACAGACUAUGUCAAUGCCUCUUUUAUUGAUGGCUAUCGCCAAAAGGAUUAUUUUAUUGCCACCCAGGGUCCUUUACCACACACACUAGAAGAUUUUUGGAGGAUGAUUUGGGAAUGGAAGUCGCAUACAGUUGUCAUGCUGACAGAACUACUAGAAAGGGAGCAGGAAAAAUGCUGCCAGUAUUGGUCAACAGGGGGCUCUGUUACCUAUGGAGACGUCACAAUUGAAAUAAAGAAUGAAAGCACAUGCGAUGCAAUUAGCAUUAGAGAUUUUGCACUUGUCCAUAGUCUGGAGAAGCAGACAAGGCUAAUCCGGCAGUUCCAUUUUCAUGGCUGGCCUGAAAUAGGGAUUCCAGCAGAAGGGAAAGGAAUGAUUGAUCUCAUAGCCGCAGUCCAGAAACAGCAGCAGCAGUCCGGAAACCAUCCAAUUGUUGUGCACUGCAGUGCUGGAGCUGGAAGAACAGGCACCUUCAUUGCACUUAGUAACAUUCUGGAACGAGUCAAAGCAGAAGGGCUUCUAGAUGUAUUUCAAACAGUAAAAAGUUUACGGAUGCAAAGGCCGCAUAUGGUGCAAACACUGGAACAGUAUGAAUUUUGCUACAGAGUGGUACAAGACUUCGUCGACACAUAUUCUGACUAUGCCAACUUUAAAUGAAGAUUCACAUAUUAUAUGUUAAAUAAUUUAAGUGGCCAUCUUCAGUUUUUGUAAAUUAUCCUAUUAAUUUAUUUUAUACAUUGCUAUUAUUUACUGGUGUUUAAUUUUACUAAUAGCUAAGAACAAAUAUGAUUUUCUGCUAUUUCAAAGCUAUCACAAGCAUAGCCUACUGUACAAAGGCAAACUGUGUUACUAGUUGUACAUAUAAUAUAAAUUAAGUUGAAAUAUUUUUGAUGGUUGUUUGAACUAUUAUAUACACUGGCACAUUUUGUUAUAUAUACAAUAUUAAUAUCAAGCCUGUCACUUCUUUGUACUGUAAUGAAUACAGCAGAUGCCAUUGAGUUCUUAGCAGAGAUCUAGCAUUGGGGUUCUAAUAGAUAAAGGGAAUAUAUUCUGACAAAUUUGAUUAUAGUAUUCACCAAAGUGCAGUGCUCUGUGAUAUUACCUCAUUAGUAAUUUAUCUAUAGUAUAUUAUGGUUUAAAAGCACCUUCCAAGGAAACAUUUUUUAUAAGAGGAUGACUUUGCACCCCUCAGUCAUACCUCAUGCUGCAAUGUCAGUAAAGUGCAAAAAUUGUACAGAAAUAUUUCAAAAUAUAGUGAAACAUAUCAUUAUCUUUUGCGUUACUGAGUAUAGACCUGUAUAACAUUCGAAUGUGGUGACGCAUCAGUUCCACAUAUCAAAAACCCAAUCUUGUAAAUGAUUACCUAUUCCAGAUUGUUGAAAACUUUUGUUCUUUUAGUAACAUCCCUUUACCAUCAUGUUACAAAAUAUAGUCUUCCCCUAACCAGAUCAUUUGUGAUGGUAAAUUUACAGCAGACAGUCAUGCUGGUAUUAAAGAGGGACAGGUUUAAGUUUUCAGUAACUUUUCAACCUGCUGCUGCUUAGCAUAUAAUGAAUUGGCCAGUAUGCUGUAGGGAAUAAGUGAUAAACUUCCAUUUAUCAUAUAGCUGAUAAUAUUACUUUAGCAAUUUUUGUAGUGCUCAACCUCUUAUAAGAACUGAGAUACUUCAUAGUAUUUGAAGGAUAUCUUUUAAGAUCAACACAUUCAUUCUUAGUUUUUCUUUGCAUGGCUAUUUUACUCUCUGUGUUUCACCUCCUUUAACUAAUUCAGAGUUAAUUCUUUCUUGUUGUUUUUUUUAAGUUAAUUUGACCACUAUUUAAUUCAAUAGAUUAAUGUUGCCUGGCAGGGUGCUUAAGCCUAAAAGAUUCUCAAACAUAAUGUUGGUUAACUUGUUCAGCAGUAUUUUGAAUGAUUAAGAACAGUACUUUUUUGAGAGAAACUUUCCAUUUUAUGACAGUUGCCUAUUAUUAUCCAUUAUUUGAGCUGGUUUAUAUUCUCCUAAUAUCUAUAAAAAGCAGGAUUUGUGAAAAGUACAGCUCUUUUUAUGUACAAACUGAAUGUAAUAGGCAAUUGACUUGUCCUAAUUUGAGACAGUUUGUUAAUCAGACAAGCUGGAUAGGUCUGCAUUCCUAUUUCUGUAAUUUCCUAUCCUCCUUAGACAAGAACUAAGGUACUAUUUUCUAGGAUAGAUAAAGAUAACCAGAGAUAUUCUGUAAUUUUUCACAAAGUUCCAUUUUUUAUACAGUUUUGAGAAAAAUUACAGAUGCAGUGGUAAUUUUUACAAAGAAGAAUCUGUGUCUAGACAAGCCAAAAGAAAAAAAUGUCCUUAGAAAUUAGCCGUUUGUAUGAUGACAUUGAGGUACUCUAUGGUUUUAUGUUAAUGUGUAGUAAUAUUUCUCCUGAAGGAAGUAUAACAGCUCCCUAAGAAAUAGCAUUAUUGAAUCGUAACACACUUACCAGUGAUUUUUUUGCUUAAAUGCUAGCCAUAUAAACUUUGUCAUCUUUGACAUAAUGACUAAAAAUAUAUCAGAACUAUCUGAUAGCUGUCACCAUUGUUACUAAUGUAUGCAGUGUUCACAUACUCUGCCUGUUGAAUGUAUUGAUAUUGGAACUAUUUAGUUUCAGUAACAUAUAUCCCAUAAAAGUAGUGUUUUCUUCUACAUACUUAAAACACUAUUUUCCCUGGACCCCCCCCUUUCAUCAACCAUGUGCCUUCUGAUUAUAGUUAUAAAACACCAAGUACGCCACGCCUUGAAGUACAGAAUAUAUUUUACACAUCUCAAAUUUAAAGAGACAUUUUUGUUGAGAUGACUCUUUCAUCUACUUUCAAACUUCAUUCACCUUGAUUCACAGCCAGAUUGGUUGUGAUUCAGUGAACUGUCUGUGAAGCUGUAUUCUUUACCAGUUCUUAUUUGGCAGGUUGAGUGAAUUUCUUAAGUUUUACUUUUAUUAUAGAAUCAGUUUUUAGUUUCUGCAUACACAGUUUGUUAAAACAGUGUACAGUGCUUCAUGGCUGUAACUUAUGUAUUGUAAGCACAUGGACUGGUAUGUACUGCCAUUCAGGUCUUUAGUUAACUUCAUAAGGGAAGAAGUCAAAAAUACUAUUUCUGCUUUAAAAGACAUACAAACUUUUUGAGAAAGCCAAAAUGUGUAUCAGAUCUUAGACUGUGGUAAUGUCAAGUCAGAGACCUGUUUAUGUAAAUUAUAGUGCACAGACAUUUAUCAUGAAACAUAAAUCAUGUUUUUGUUGGUGUUGCUUCAAGAGGAAUCGACCUAUGUCGUUCCCAAUUAGAAGUUAGUCCUCUAUCAUAUUUGCCUAAUUGAAUCACCUUUCAAAUUCAGAUAAUUCCAGUAUGGAGUUAAUUAAAACUGGCAGUCAUUUUUGCUUAUUGUCUUCCUAGUAAAAAGCACUUGAUGUAUUUGUAAUAACUAUGUCUGUUUUUGUACAUAGUUUAUUAAAGAAGUACAACAGAAAAAAAAUUAUUUGUGAAGGUUAAAGGAAUCUUGAUCUCAUAGUCAUAUUUUAGAGUGUUUUUUUUUUCCUUUAAAAUAAUUAUAAUAAUUCUUAAAAAGCAUGAAAAAAAUGCAUUUACAUGCUAAACAUUGAUUAGAAAACAAUUUCUGAUCUGUCUGCAUUUAAACUAGUCACUGAGUGACUGUUGCCAUCUGUUUACAUUUGUUUAUCUUAAUGAACACUUCACAGAAUUUUAACUUGUGUAGGUAGCUAUUUUUAUGUAUUAUAUUGUUUUUAAAUUUUAAAGUUAAGCCUGAUAAAUGUACUUCAGAUAUUUUUGGAUGUUGUCAUGGACCAAGUAUCGAAGACAAUAUUUCUAUCUUAAAUCAAAUUAAAUUGCAUUAAUUUUUACAAGCACUUUGCCUGUUUAAUAAUGUUGUGUUUAUAUCAAGGGCUGUCUAAAAUGAUUACAGACUUGUAGUUUGCUGUUCUUUUGUUUAUUAUUUCAAGUGAAUCUUUUAUCCAUUCACUUACUCUUUGUAUAUGUGAACGGCAAGAUGUAAUAUAUUCCAUAGCAAAAGAGGAUGUCUUGUAUGAUAUACAUUUUAUUAUUUCUGUUUCUUUUAAGAAUAAUAUAUUUUCUGAUAAAUUGUUCCACAAAGUAUUUCAUAUGACAUUAAAGAAAGCAGAAAUUCCUCA
Molecule: messenger RNA, 6451 nt
Organism: Protopterus annectens (West African lungfish)
Lineage: Eukaryota; Metazoa; Chordata; Ceratodontiformes; Protopteridae
Gene: PTPRE
Product: protein tyrosine phosphatase receptor type E
Exons: 23
Coding region: 880-2955 (691 amino acids)
Biological process (GO): protein dephosphorylation
Molecular function (GO): protein tyrosine phosphatase activity
Source: RefSeq, a predicted model, not a curated record